Messenger RNA from Bipolaris oryzae ATCC 44560, 393 nucleotides. RefSeq lists its product as uncharacterized. NCBI's taxonomy places the organism in Eukaryota, Fungi, Ascomycota, Dothideomycetes, Pleosporales, Pleosporaceae. The transcript is spliced from 3 exons. The coding region runs from base 1 to 393 and encodes 130 amino acids. Gene Ontology annotation, molecular function: monooxygenase activity; heme binding; iron ion binding. The record is from RefSeq and is a predicted model, not a curated record.
AUGACAUCACUUGAAGGAUUUGAAGUAAUCGCAAGAGGAGUCAAAGUAACACGACUCAUGACGGAGUUCUACAUGCUUAGUUUGCAUGUUACUAGUCGCAUUAAAGUAGCCAAGUGCGAGGUUACGAACAUAGGCAAGCUGAGGAAUCCAAAAAUUCUCUUAGGUACAUGCUGGGCCAUUCACAACGAUCCCAAACAACAUCCCGACCACCGCCGCUUCGACCCAACACGCUACAUACACGACCAGUCCACCGCCGUAGAAUCAGCAAACCAUCCAGAUCUCACGAAGCGCGAUCAAUUUGGCUUUGGAACUGGAUGUCGUGUGUGCGAGGGCAAUGCAUUUUGCAAAACAGUCCUUGUUCCUGGGCAUAUCGCGUCUCCUAUGGGCCUUUGA